AAACUUUGUUUUAAUUCAACAUGGCGUCCGAAGGCGAAUCAAGAAGCGAAGAAAUAUUAGGUCGAAAAUGGGACCGAUGCCUUGCUGAUACCACAAUAAAAAUUGGUACCGGUGCUAUUAUUGGUGGAGUGUUCUCACUUAUAUUUUUUAAAAGAAAGUUUUGGCCCAUUACAUUUGGGUCAGGGAUUGGUUUAGGAAUGGGUUAUACCAACUGUCAAUAUACAUUUUACUCUAAAUUUCCUCCACAACAUAAUUAUGGAUCUCCUUGGUGGCAAUGGAACCCUGAGAUCAUGGAAAAAUGGAGAAAAAAUUGGGAGAAAAGAUUGAAGUUACAAAAGUCUUCUGAGAAAAUUGAUGAGCAAAACUCUGAGGAUAAGUGAGUGAUAUGAAAGACAUUGUUUGAAAUUUUAUCAAAUACAAUUUGUUUCUUCAAUCCAGACAAUUCUAAGGAAGAGAAUCUUUGUAUCUGUUUUAAUUGAUAAAUUUUGACUACAGACAAAAUUCCCCAAUAAAACUUGUGAAUUUGAUUUCAUAAA
This is a messenger RNA of Xenia sp. Carnegie-2017, 536 nucleotides long. Its product is annotated as MICOS complex subunit Mic10-like. The transcript has 4 exons. Gene Ontology annotation, cellular component: mitochondrion; mitochondrial inner membrane; MICOS complex. Bases 21 to 380 code for a protein of 119 amino acids. NCBI's taxonomy places the organism in Eukaryota, Metazoa, Cnidaria, Anthozoa, Malacalcyonacea, Xeniidae. The record is from RefSeq and is a predicted model, not a curated record.